This is a messenger RNA of Gavialis gangeticus (Gharial), 3396 nucleotides long. It is a transcript of the gene CLINT1, whose product is annotated as clathrin interactor 1. Lineage: Eukaryota; Metazoa; Chordata; Crocodylia; Gavialidae. The record is from RefSeq and is a predicted model, not a curated record. The coding region runs from base 14 to 1927 and encodes 637 amino acids. Gene Ontology annotation, cellular component: clathrin vesicle coat; endosome; plasma membrane. The transcript is spliced from 11 exons. Gene Ontology annotation, biological process: endocytosis. Gene Ontology annotation, molecular function: phospholipid binding; clathrin binding.
CACCAAUGUGGUUAUGAAUUAUUCAGAAAUCGAGUCUAAGGUUCGAGAAGCAACCAAUGAUGAUCCGUGGGGACCUUCAGGGCAGCUCAUGGGAGAGAUUGCCAAGGCUACGUUUAUGUAUGAGCAGUUUCCGGAACUUAUGAAUAUGCUGUGGACUCGAAUGUUGAAAGAUAAUAAAAAGAACUGGAGGAGAGUUUAUAAGUCUUUGCUGCUCCUAGCUUACCUCAUAAGGAAUGGAUCAGAGCGUGUUGUUACAAGUGCCAGAGAACACAUUUAUGAUUUGCGAUCCCUGGAAAAUUACCACUUUGUAGACGAGAAUGGCAAAGACCAAGGUAUUAAUAUACGUCAAAAAGUGAAAGAAAUGGUAGAAUUUGCCCAGGAUGAUGACAGGCUGCGUGAAGAAAGGAAGAAAGCAAAGAAAAACAAAGACAAAUACAUUGGGGUUUCUUCAGACAGUGUUGGAGGGUUCCGAUACAGUGAGUACAGUGAAAGGUAUGAUUCUGAGCCCAAGUCGAAAUGGGAUGAAGAAUGGGAUAAAAAGAGUCCUUUUCCAUUCAGUGACAAACUGGGUGAACUGAGUGACAAAAUUGGAAGCACAAUCGAUGACACAAUCAGCAAGUUCCGGAGGAAAGAUAGAGAAGAUUCUCCAGAAAGAUGCAGUGACAGCGAUGAGGAAAAAUCAAGAAGAGGUAAAUCUCCCAAAGGUGAAUUCAAAGAUGAAGAGGAGACUGUGACAACCAAACAUAUUCAUAUUACACAGGCUACAGAGACCACCACCACCAGACACAAGCGCACAGCAAAUCCUUCCAAAACCAUUGACUUAGGAGCAGCAGCACAUUAUACUGGGGACAAAGCAAGUCCAGAUCAGAAUGCCGCAGCUCAUACCCCACAGACUACAGGAAAGGUUUCCGUACCCUCCGGCAGCAAGUCAUCUAAUGACCUAGUAGAUCUGCUGUUUGAUGGUGCCAGCCAGCCAGUCUCAGCGGGUGGAUCGACUGACCCAUUUGGGGGAUUUGCCGACUUCAGCUCUGCUGCUGCCUCAGCAAGCUUCCCCUCGUCACAAGGUACAGCGACAAGUGGGAACGGAGAAUUUGGCGACUGGAGUGCCUUCAACCAAGGCUCUCCGUGUCCCAGUGCUUCAGCUGGAGACCUCUUCAGCGGCACCGCACAGCCAGCCGUGGAGCUCUUCAGCGGCUCACAGCCAGCUGUUGGGCAGCCUCCAACUGCUUCCAGUCCUACCGAUCUUUUUGAUUUGAUGGGACCUUCCCAGGCAACCAUGACCUCCUCGCAAAGCAUGAAUUUCUCGAUGAUGAGCUCUAGUGCUGUGGGCAUCAAUCUACCCUUGUCAAGGUCACAGCCUUUGCAAAACGUUAAUGCUGUGAUGCAGAAGACUAACGUUCUUUAUAAUCCAGGCACAGAGAUGGUCCAGAAAAAUGCCAGCAAAACUCUGCCAUCCACAUGGUCAGACCCCAGUGUAAAUAUCAGUUUGGACAAUUUAGUACCUGGUAUGCAGCCUUCGAAACCCCAGCAGCCAUCACUUAACACAAUGAUUCAGCAACAGAAUAUGCAACAACCGAUGAAUGUGAUGACUCAAAACUUUGCAGCCGUGAGCCUCAACGCCCAGCCCAACAUGAUGCCUGUUCGACCUCCAACAAGCCCGCUCAUGGGAGGCCCCGUUUCCGUGGGAAUGGGGAUGCCCAGCAUGAUGACGGGUACAAUGGGUAUGACCUCCGUAGGAAGCACCCCAAUGAUGAACCAGGGGAUUAUGGGGAUGAAUGUCAGCAUGGGGAUGCCAGCAGCAGGAAUGGGUUUGACUGGCCCAAUGGGUAUGGGGGUACCCAAUAUAGCUAUGACCGCUGCUAUGGCUCCUGGAACUGUGCAACCCAAGCAAGAUGCCUUUGCAAAUUUUGCCAAUUUUAGCAAAUAAAGAUUGUAAAAACAACAACAAAAACCCACAACAAAACUCAGUCGAAUCGAAUGAAGGAUUUUUAGCUGUACAAGCAUAGCCCAGGGAGGGGUGGCUGGCAAACACUGAUCAAUACCUUAUUUUUUUUCUCUUCCUUUUAUUGAUUAAUUAAAAUCAAAGCUACAGAAAAGAACCAAAAGGCUAUUUUGUAAGUGUUGAAACAGCUAGCGGUCAAACUGCACAGAGACGAAGCGUUCUUCCGAGUCAAUCGGAUGGCUUCGCAGUUAAUAGGCCAUGGUUUUGUAAUAACAGCAUCCAAUGCCUUCCUUGAGGGAAGAACCGAUUUAACACAGACUCCUGCUCACAGAUGGGAAACGGGUGUUGGGUCAAUCUGUGUGAAUCUAAUUUGAUACUUUUCUGCCCCUUGGAAGAGCUUGAUUUUUCUCUCCCCCCACCCCCUAAAUUGCUUUGACAUAAGUGGAUCCAUUCCUUUUACUACCACUCUGAGUCCAUAUUUGAAGUCUCAUUCAAGUACUAUGAUCAGUUUUUUAUAAGAAUAUAUAUUUUUGUCCAAAAUGGCUUACAUAUGUGAUUAUGGCUAAUUCAAAGGGACCUGGAAUGUAUAUAUACUUUUGCUAAUGUUCCAGCAACACUGCUAUAUUAUCCAAAUUUUUAUUGUAAAAACCUCUUUCAGCAAUUUGGUGAUGGACAGAUUUUGGGGCUUUUCACACCUCUAUUGCUAUAAUUAGUAUCGAGUGCAGAGCUAGGGGGGACUUCAUCAAGAGCUGCUGUAUGGUUUCCUUUCCAAAACUUCAGCAUAUAUACACUUUCCCAGCUCUAUCUCAGUGGCAACUAACAUGCUUCGUACCACCCGUAUCUCUCCGGAGCCACUGGUUUACAAUGUCAGCAGCAUUCAAAAGACAGAAGCGUUUAUUUUUUGCAUCUUUUACAAAGAGAGUAACACAGUAACGACAUUGUCUUUUUAAGUUAAUGUAAAUCUCUAAAUCCUUAAUCCAACGGUGUUGGAUUUUAGAUUUUAUACAGCCUUCGUGAUUCUUUUGUGUAAAUAAGGCAGUAGCAGCUCUGUGAAAUCCAAUAGAGAGGAGUUUAAAAAUACAUAUAUAUAUAUAUAAAAAAAAUAUAUAUAUUAUCAAAGGAAACCUGUAGCAGUCAAAGAUUUUAUUGAUUUAACGAAAAUAAAGGCAAUGAAACUAAAGGAAAUGAACUCAAGAUUUUGUUUUCCUGCUGUAAUUCUGCAUUUAAGUUCUCACAUGAAUCAUGAUUCUCGGAUCUGGAAUGCAAAGACAUCGUUACACUCACAAGCUGGGAAUAUUAUUGAGAAUAAGCACUAUGCUCUAGGUAUGAAAUUUAUUGCCUCCCCUUUCUUACAUUGGCUUUCUCUUUUUUUAUUAUUAAAUUGAUAAAACUUUGUUUCCAUUGUAUUCAUAAUGUUCUGUUAUACAUAACAUUAAAAUGUUCAUUAAAAUCAA